CCUUACAUUUCCGGGACUCUGCAGUGUAUCGGUGUUGACGUGGUGACUGACAGGGUGUUGAACCAUCAGCAGAAGGCAGUUUCCUGAGCGCAGUCAGAGGCGGGACUGUGUGCUCAGCUGCUGAGAAUUCACUUUCAAAAUGGGCUGAAUGUCGGACUGGCCCCUCCUGCUCUUUUUUUCCAGGAUGAAUAGCAAGUGGGGAAUCGGAGGGGUGCUGAUGGUGUUUACCUGCUGGGCUGCUUAUGGGCAGCUCGAUCCCAAUGCAGCCCCAGACUUUGUGCGGAAGAAAGGGAAGAUGAAUGUGCUCUUUAUUAUUGCUGAUGAUCUGCGCACCAGUCUGGGAUGUUAUGGUGACCCAAUAGUGAAGUCACCAAACAUCGAUCAACUUGCCUCCAAGAGUAUUGUUUUCAAAAAUGCAUUCGCCCAACAAGCAUUGUGUGGGCCCAGCAGGACAUCAUUUUUAACGAGUCGUAGACCUGACACCACUCGACUUUUUGAUCACAGUUCCUAUUGGAGAGUUCAAGCUGGGAACUACACCACACUUCCUCAAUAUUUGAAGAUGCAAGGCUACUUAACCUUGUCAGUGGGAAAAGUCUUUCAUCCAGGGAUCGUGUCCAAUCAUACUGAUGAUUAUCCUUAUAGCUGGUCCAUUCCUCCAUUUCAUCCUUCAACAGAGAAAUAUAAAAACGCUAAGGUUUGCAAAGGGCCAGAUGGUCAAAAACAUGCAAAUUUAGUUUGCCCAGUGGAUGUGGAGGAAAUGCCAGAACACACGCUGCCUGAUAUACAGAGCACCGAAGAGGCAAUCCGGUUGUUGAAAAAGUUGAAAGGCACAGAAAACCCUUUCCUUCUGGCUGUCGGUUACCAUAAACCACACAUUCCACUGAAGUAUCCCCAGGAAUUUUUGAAAUUGUAUCCACGUGAUAAAAUACCCCUGGCACCUGAUCCCAAAAUCCCACCGAAACUACCCCCAGUGGCAUAUAAUCCGUGGACUGAUCUGAGAAAAAGAGAUGAUGUGAUGGCUCUCAAUUUAAGUUUUCCAUAUGGACCCAUUCCUGAUGACUUUCAAGUGUUGAUUCGCCAGAGUUAUUUCGCUGCAGUCUCCUACAUGGACACUCAAGUGGGUCAACUGCUGAAUGCACUGGAUGAGCAGGAACUGGCCAAUAACACAAUCGUUAUCUUCACUGCUGACCACGGUUGGUCACUAGGGGAACAUGGUGAAUGGGCUAAGUACAGCAAUUUUGACGUAGCCACCCGAGUCCCUUUGAUGUUUUACGUCCCAGGAAAGACUGCGGCUUUUCCCCAUCCAGGUCAAAGGAUGUUUCCUUUUAUUAACUCCUUCACUGACAAAGUCAGGAGUCUGCCUCCAGGGUUGAUGAGGGAUGUCAAUGUGGAAUUGAUGGACCUCUUCCCAACACUCUGUGAAAUUCUCAAUCUACCUCAGCCUCCAGUGUGCCCACCAUCUUCCUUUCGUGUGGAUCUGUGUACCGAGGGGAAUAGUGUGGCUUAUUAUUUAAUCCCCAAUGCCUCAAGUCGGAACCGGCAACUGUUUGUCUACAGCCAGUAUCCCCGGCCAGCGGACAAACCACAGAUGAACUCUGACCUCCCUUUGCUGAAGGACAUUCACAUCAUGGGAUACUCUAUCCGUUGUGAUGGGUACAGGUACACAGAGUGGGUUGGUUAUAAUGCAUCCACUUUCAGUGCCAAUUUUAGUGCCAUUCAUGCUGGAGAGCUCUAUCUACAUAAAACAGACCCAGGAGAGGAUAACAACUUGUACAACAACAUUGCAUUUGCUGAAGUGGUGCAGAAACUUUCUGCUUUGCUUAAGAAAUGAGAAUUUCCAUUUAUUUUCUCCACACAUGAUUUUGUAUUAUAUUUUUAUCGAGAAUGACUUACCUAGACCUUAGAGCUGCCAUGUUUGUUUUUUUGCCUGCUAUACUUUAUUUUAAUAAAGAAACAGUUGGCAUAUAGUA
Messenger RNA from Chiloscyllium plagiosum (whitespotted bambooshark), 1970 nucleotides. It is a transcript of the gene ids, whose product is annotated as iduronate 2-sulfatase. Gene Ontology annotation, cellular component: cytoplasm. The record is from RefSeq and is a predicted model, not a curated record. Gene Ontology annotation, molecular function: iduronate-2-sulfatase activity. NCBI's taxonomy places the organism in Eukaryota, Metazoa, Chordata, Chondrichthyes, Orectolobiformes, Hemiscylliidae.